Molecule: messenger RNA, 1263 nt
Organism: Cetraspora pellucida
Lineage: Eukaryota; Fungi; Glomeromycota; Glomeromycetes; Diversisporales; Gigasporaceae
Source: the annotation of a GenBank genome assembly
AUGUGGUACUGCGAUAAUAAGUUCGUAAUUGGUUUCGAUAAGAAAACAAAAAAACUGGUAGCAAUCAAGAUAAUUGACCUUGAACAUGCUGAAGAUGAAAUUGAAGAUAUUCAACAAGAAAUAAACAUUCUUUCGCAAUUGGAUUCACAAUAUUACGGUUCUUAUCUCAAAGGCACCCAUUUAUGGAUCAUCAUGGAAUAUUGUUCUGGAGGAUCUUGUUCAGAUUUAAUGAAACCUGGUGCUUUAAGAGAAGAAUACGUAGCAAUCAUAUUACGGGAAUUGUUAAAAGGGUUGGACUACCUUCAUUCUGAACACAAACUUCACAGAGAUAUAAAAGCGGCAAAUAUUCUUUUAAGUUCUAAUGGCGAUGUAAAGCUAGCAGAUUUUGGAGUUUCUGGACAGAUCACAGCAACGUUGACAAAGAAGAAUACGUUCGUUGGAACACCGUUUUGGAUGGCACCUGAAGUCAUCAAACAAUCAGGAUAUGACUUUAAGGCUGAUAUCUGGUCUCUGGGAAUAACUGCAUUUGAACUUGCAAAGGGCGAACCUCCUUACGCAGAUCUUCAUCCGAUGAAAGUUCUUUUUCUUAUUCCUAAAGAUCCACCACCUUCUUUAGAGGAUGGCCUAUAUUCUAAACCGUUUAAAGAAUUUGUCGCUUUAUGCUUGGACAAAGACCCAAACAACCGGCCAACUCCAAAAGAGCUGCUUAAACAUAAAUUUAUUAGAAGUGCCAAAAGGACUUCCUAUUUGACAGAAUUGAUUGAACGUUACCAAAAUUGGUUGGCAGAUGGUGGUGACCAGCAUGAUUCCGAUGGAUCGGACUAUUCUGAGAAUGGUGACAAAAAUGUUGCAGAUACAGAUUGGGAAUUCCCCAAUUCAGGUUCUCCUACGUCAUCGGAUGAUGAAACUUAUUCUGGAGAUAAUGCCACAAUUGGACCAGCUAAAGGAAAACAUGCUAUGGUAUCAAAAGCUAAGAACUCUGGCUAUGACACUAUAAAAUAUGUUAACGUGGAAAGUGUGGAAUAUUAUGAUGAUACUGACCAAAACCAUGUUGAAAUUUCUCCUGUGAGCGGUCCCGCGGUUUUCGAUGAGGUUAUUGUACCUUCUAUAGAAAAUCUACGCCAAAAUGCGCCAUCCAAAAAAGCCCAGCUCACUCUUGAUAUCUUGAAAAAGGCUUUUGAAGAUGCAGAAAGAGAAGAUCCUGGUAUAUCUGAAAAAAUUAUGCAUGCUGUGUUCCAAAAAUAUGAUGAAAUGACACCUUAA